CAACUUAGGCUUUGGUAUCAAAUGUUACCAUUUCUAUUUUCUGUGCCAUGAACAUUUGUGUGGACAAUGUUUGAUCUUAUCAGUUAUUCAAUUUACCCACGUGCGACAAGACAAGACUUGCCGACCGAUCAAAACAAAUAUGAAAUAACCUAAAACAGUUACAGAGUACAGACUUAAAGUAUUCAAUAUUCAUAGACGCUUAGCAUUUUUGUAAGCAAACGGUCAACUUACAAUUUUAACUAUGACAGAAGAUACGAGCAUAAUUGAUCCGAACAACAAAAAAGUUUCGUAUUCCACGAGAAUCAAAUACCUUAAUGAAAUAGCCAAACCUUUGGCAACCAAGGCUCUUACAAAAAAGAUUUAUAAACUUGUUAAAAAAGCACAUAAGGAAAAAACUUAUUUAAGAGUUGGUCUAAAAGAAGUGCAGCGGAGAGUCCGAAGAGGCGAAACGGGUUUAGUAAUUUUUGCUGGUGAUGUUUCACCAAUUGAUAUCAUGAGUCACAUGCCUGGUGUAUGCGAGACAAAAAAUCUACCUUACUGUUAUGUGCCUUCACGUGAAGACUUGGGUUCAUCAAUGGGUGUUAAAAGAUCUGCAGUCAUGGUACUUGUUAGAAAACAUGAAAAUUAUACAGAUUUAUAUGAUGAAUGCCAGAGCGAGAUCAAAGCUCUGCCCUAUGAUUUUUAGACUAAUGGAUUUAAAUGUCAACUUUUUAUUUUAACUAUGAAUAAUGUUACAAUUAAAUAUAAUUAAACAAAAUAUAUAAUGUAAGUAAAAUAAA
Aphis gossypii (cotton aphid) is the source of this 779-nucleotide messenger RNA. It is a transcript of the gene NHP2, whose product is annotated as H/ACA ribonucleoprotein complex subunit 2-like protein. The record is from RefSeq and is a predicted model, not a curated record. The coding region runs from base 242 to 685 and encodes 147 amino acids. The transcript is spliced from 3 exons. NCBI's taxonomy places the organism in Eukaryota, Metazoa, Arthropoda, Insecta, Hemiptera, Aphididae. Gene Ontology annotation, cellular component: nucleolus; box H/ACA snoRNP complex. Gene Ontology annotation, biological process: rRNA pseudouridine synthesis; snRNA pseudouridine synthesis. Gene Ontology annotation, molecular function: box H/ACA snoRNA binding.